Messenger RNA from Leptopilina boulardi, 4893 nucleotides. RefSeq lists its product as uncharacterized. Lineage: Eukaryota; Metazoa; Arthropoda; Insecta; Hymenoptera; Figitidae. The transcript has 5 exons. The coding region runs from base 2208 to 4508 and encodes 766 amino acids. The record is from RefSeq and is a predicted model, not a curated record.
GAUCAAAUAUGAAUUAAAAUGAACAAACUGAAACUUAAUUUUAACUUGAUCAUGAUGAUUACAUGAUAAUAAUAAUAAUAAUAAUAAUAAUAAUAUAAUAAUAAUAAAAGUAGACUAAAAAUUGAUUUCCGAUUUCUUUUUCUUUUCAACUGAAAGAUAUUAUCUCACCGACUCGAACUAUAGUGACAUAAUUGAAAAUCAAGUGCCGUUCAAAACUUAUUAUUAAGCGGUAAACCACUGUCGAGUUGUGAGAGCAAUGGUUUGAGACAAAUGUUAUCCUCAAGACUUUGAAAUCAGUGAAGUGUUAAUAAUUUUUAAGAAUUGUUUCUUUCCUCGCUGUGAAAUAAAAAAAGAAAGUUUCUCCUCUUUUAAAUUUUGUUCUAUUAUUUCAACAAAGGAUAAUUUUCACUUCUAUAAUAUAUGUAUAUCAUUUUCAAUAAAAUGUAAACAAGUUUUAAAAAAAAAUUAGAAACAAGUUAAGUUUGAAAAAGUUGAGUCAAAACAAGUUAAGUCGGAACCAAGUUAUGUUGGAACCAAAUUAACUUGGAAGGAAGUUAAGUUCGAAGAAGUUGAGUUUGAAACGAAGUUAACUUGGCAAAAAGUUAAGUUAGAAUGAAAUUAACGAGGCAGAAAGUUAAGUUGGUACAAACAUAACUUGGCAGAAAGUUAAGUUGGUACAAAAUUAACUUGGAAGGAAGUUAAGUUCAAAGAAGUUGAGUUUGAAACAAAGUUAACUUGGCAAAAAGUUAAGUUAGAAUGAAAUUAACGAGGCAGAAAGUUAAGUUGGUACAAAAUUAACGUGGCAGAAAGUUAAGUUGGUACAAAGUUAACUUGGAAGGAAGUUAAGUUGGUACAAAAUUAACUUGGAAGGAAGUUAAGUUCAAAGAAGUUGAGUUUGAAACAAAGUUAACUUGGCAAAAAGUUAAGUCAGAAUGAAAUUAACGAGGCAGAAAGUUAAGUUGGUACAAAAUUAACUUGGAAGGAAGUUAAGUUGGUACAAAGUUAACUUGGAAGGAAGUUAAGUUGGUACAAAAUUAACUUGGAAGGAAGUUAAGUUCAAAGAAGUUGAGUUUGAAACAAAGUUAACUUGGCAAAAAGUUAAGUCAGAAUGAAAUUAACGAGGCAGAAAGUUAAGUUGGUACAAAAUUAACUUGGAAGGAAGUUAAGUUGGUACAAAAUUAACUUGGAAGGAAGUUAAGUUGGAACGAAAUUAACGUGGCAGAAAGUUAAGUUGGAACUAAUUAACUUGUCAGAAAGUUAAGUUGGUACAAAAAUAACGUGGAAAACAGUUAAGUUGGUACAAAAUUAACUUGGAAGGAAGUUAAGUUGGAACGAAAUUAACGUGGCAGAAAGUUAAGUUGGAACUAAUUAACUUGUCAGAAAGUUAAGUUGGAACUAAUUAACUUGUCAGAAAGUUAAGUUGGUACAAAAAUAACGUGGAAAACAGUUAAGUUGGUACAAAAUUAACUUGGAAGGAAGUUAAGUUGGUACAAAAUUAACGUGGCAGAAAGUUAAGUUGGAACGAAAUUAAAGUGGCAGAAAUUAAAGUUGGAACUAAUGAACUUGUCAGAAAGUUAACUUGGAACGAAAUUAACGUGGCAGAAAGUUAAGUUGGAACCAAAUUAACUUUAUUGGCAGUUAAAUUCGAAGAAUUUAAGUUUGAAACGAUGUUAACUUGGCAGAAAUUUAAGUUAGAACGUAAUUAACGUGGACAAAAGUUAAGUUGAGACGAAAUUAACGUGGCAGAAAGUUAAGUUGAUACAAAAUUAACUUGAAAGGAAGUUAAGUUCGAGCAAAAUUAACAUUGAAAAAAGUUAAUUUGAAAAAAAAGUUAACUUAGAAGAUGUUAAAUUUCAAGAAGUGAAAUCAGAAAAUGUUAAUUUUGAUAUAAAACCAAUUUAGAAACAAAGUUGGAAUGUAGUUAAGUUAAAAAAUUAGAAAAAAAUUUUCAAAAUCAAUUUAAUAAAAAACUGAAGUUAAAAAAGAAGUUAAUUUAAAAAAAAUAGUGCCGCCAGUUACUUUUUUUCCGACAAUUUAAUUUAUUUCUCUUUAAAAUAAAAAGUGUCGUGCUUUUCAGUGACUUUUUCUCUUUUUUGUCAAAAAAAAAAAAAAUUUCUAAAUAUUUAUAUUUUUAAUAUUAUAAAAUAUUAAAUUUGAAUAUAUUGAAAUUAAAAAAACAUUAUUUAAGUUCUAAAUGAAAAGGAAAAAUGUCAUCAAAUGGAGAAUUUUCAACGAUAUCAAGUGGGGAGAUACCAUCGUUGCCAAAAUCAUUGCCUAGUUCAAGGGAGGCAACAGCCGAGGGUAAUUCAAGUACAGGUGGAGGCAGUUUUUCACCGUUGAGAGAAUUUCUCGAUAGAUUCUCACUGCCAAGAGUUGUUAGAUUGGAGGGUACAGCGGGACGGCCAAUUUUACUCUAUAAACAACAGCAACGUUCAUUGAGAGUGACAGCAACAUUAUUGAUGCAUCGCUAUCGUCAUGACGUUAAAGUUGGACCCGAAAUUGUUAUUCCCGAAGGAUAUCCGGGAUGGUUUUCUGUGAUAAGUGGAAAUAAUUCUAGUGGCAAUGCAAGGGUGUAUCGAAGAGUCGAGUCUCUCGUAAGAGCUGGAGUUCCAGCUUUUCUCCUAACUGCGCCAUUAAGGGCCUACACGCUAACACAUUCAAAAAUGGAAAAUGGAAACCUCAGAGCUCAUUAUACGAAAACAACGAUAAGAGCGGGAGAGGUUCUUCGACUCGUGGCUGUUUUUCAAGAUACGAAAAAGUACAGUUCGAUGUCGUUCGCCAUUUCCAGUAGUUGUUCUGAGAAGGACCAAUACGCUCAAUGUCUAGAUCCACAUGGCCGUGAAGUUUUUGCUCCCCUAUCGGCAAGAGGAGAAUUUUAUGCCGUUUGCCAAAACGAAAAUGUGGACUCUGGCAGUGAUGCUGUUCUCUUUAAAGUCCACCAUCUUGUCUCACGACAACUUCCACUUAGAGUUAGGUUAAUAGCCGGCCCUCUACCAGUGCCUUUACCUCGGGAAUAUGGAGGUUUAAUGCAAUUGGAAUCGUCGACACGUGGACCAAUUGUUCUUGGAUGUAUUGUACCGGAAAGGCCAGUUUAUAAUCCGGAAAUGCUUGAACUCAUGGUCACUGGAAAUGGAGCGCCAAGAGUGAGACGAGCACGUUUAGGUUAUCCCUCCGAAGCGAGAUUACUUGCCUCGCCAAAAAUGCAGGGACUACUAACAGCGUGCAGUCGUGCCGUUGGCGAUCGAGCAACGGAACCACGAGUUGCACCGCUCAAGAUGCACGACUCAAGUGAAAAUCUCAAGGAGAUGCAUCUAAAGAAAAUAAAACCGAAAACCGAGACAAAACCAAUUCUCCAAAGUCUUCGCGAUGGAAUCGAACAAUUAAAAAAGACAACAGUACGCGAACGAAGUGAAACCCGACAACAGGGCAAUGGAUUCCUUGAUAGAAUCACAAAAUUAACACAAGCAAAUCGAAGUCGAAAUCCAGCGAAAAAAUCCGCUUCCUUCACAUUUGCCAUUCGACCGGAACUCGCAAUGAAAGCACAAGAACGCUACUCAAGUCUAGAGCCUGAAACAUCACAAAAUCAUCAUCAUCAUCAUCAUUCAAAUAAUUCCACAAAACAACCAGUUCAAAGAUCCGUUUCAACAAGUGUCCUCGAAGUUUCAGCUGACAUUGAAGUCCAACCGAAUUAUUCCCGUGUUCGUGAUAGUCUGACACCCCUUCCUCUACCGCCAAAACAAACAAAAUCAAAACCCGAAGAUAUUUACGCCGAAAUAUGCGAAGAUCCAAAAAUUGAAAUCGAAACUACUGAUCAACAAAAAGAAGGAAAACUCAAAACACAAAUUCAACGACAAUCGCGUGUACAAAUCCGACCACAAAUUCGUAAGGAAAGAAUACGAAAAAGUACAAAUUCAACAAAAAAUGAUAAUCAACCACAAGUGUUACCUCGAUUACGAAUUAAUACCGAUAAAGAAACAGAAAUACAAAAAUAUCCAGAAAUACCACCACGAAUUCGCAAUGAAUCACCAAUUAUUGAUCAUCCACAAAUUUUACCACGAUUUAAAAUUGAAAAUUCCCCAAUAAAAUCAAUGAGAAUACAAAAUGAAAAUCAACAAAUUAUUCCGAGAUUAAAAAAUGAAAAUUUUCAAAAAGAACAACAAUUUCAACCUGAAAUUAAACCACGUUUUAUUCAAAAUGAAAAUCAAUUAUCAUUGAAUAAUGAUGAUAUUGAAAGAAUAGAGAAUAAAAAUUAUUUACAACAAAUACAACCACGUUAUCAAAUUGACACUGAACCACAAAUACAUCCACGAUUUCAAAUACAUUCGGAUUUUAAAAAUACAACAAAUCAUCAUGUUAAAGCGAGAAUAAAAAUAAUUGUUAAAAGUAAAGAAACAUAUGAAAGUGAACAGGGAAAAAAAGAGGGACGUUAUAUUAAUUCAGUAAUGAUAACGCACAGUGAUCCAAUUAUUAAUUCAAGUGAUGAUAUUAUAUAUAACUCGAUUUAUUAGCUCAAUUUUGCAAUUUUUUUUAAUGUGUGUGUGUGUGUGUGAGAGAGAGAGAGAGAAUUUUUUUGAGUCACGAAAUUUAAAAAAGUCGAAUUCGAAUUUUCCCGCCAUAAUAAAUUGAAAUCGAAUCGAACUUUUUGUAUUUCUCGACAGAACUAUCGAUAGUAAUCGAACUUUUGAAUUUUCCCGCCAAAUUUCAAAAUUGAUCCACCCGAGUCAAAAUUUUCUGAAUUAUUUAAAUUUUACAAAAAAAAAAAUAUUUAUAAAAAAAAUGAAAAUUUAAUAAUUUCAUUAUCGAAUGAAAUAAUUUAAAUAAUAUCCAAAUAAUAAUAAUAAUACUUAUUUAAUAUAAUUUGAAAUUAUUUUCAAAAUAUUUGAGUCUUUAAAA